Drosophila takahashii is the source of this 549-nucleotide messenger RNA. It is a transcript of the gene Pburs, whose product is annotated as Partner of Bursicon. Gene Ontology annotation, biological process: G protein-coupled receptor signaling pathway. The record is from RefSeq and is a predicted model, not a curated record. Gene Ontology annotation, molecular function: neuropeptide hormone activity; G protein-coupled receptor binding. Lineage: Eukaryota; Metazoa; Arthropoda; Insecta; Diptera; Drosophilidae. Gene Ontology annotation, cellular component: extracellular region; bursicon neuropeptide hormone complex.
CAUUCCAUCAGCCAGUCAUUGACAUAUAUCAUUGAAUCCAAUUAAGUCCUGGCUUUGUCCCGGUUAUAAAAGAGCCGCCAGAUCGAGUGGCUGCAAACAGUUGGGCGUUGGGAGUGGGUCAGAAUGCAUGUCCAGGAACUUAUUCUCGUUGCCGCGGUCCUAAUGCCCCAGUGCCUGAGGGCCCUGCGAUAUAGCCAGGGCACUGGCGACGAGAACUGCGAGACCCUAAAGUCGGAGAUCCACUUGAUCAAGGAGGAGUUCGACGAGCUGGGCAGAAUGCAGAGGACCUGCAAUGCCGACGUCAUCGUGAACAAGUGCGAGGGAUUGUGCAAUAGUCAGGUGCAGCCAUCGGUGAUAACUCCCACGGGGUUUCUGAAAGAGUGCUACUGCUGCCGCGAAAGCUUCCUCAAGGAAAAGGUCAUCACUCUGACCCACUGCUAUGAUCCGGAUGGAACACGCCUGACCUCUCCGGAAAUGGGCAGCAUGGAUAUUCGUCUUCGGGAGCCAACCGAAUGCAAGUGCUUCAAGUGCGGCGAUUUUACUCGUUAA